AUGCCUUUGGACGAUCUUCUCAAGAAUCAAAUUUCAGAACCUACACGUAAGGAGAUCACCCACAAACUUUUGGAAAAUAGUUCCUCGACUAUCAACUUGCAGUACGAUGGCCUUGAUUGGAAGCCAUACUUCUCGUACUACACCGAGGAAUGCAGUUUGGCGAUAGGCAGCGAUCAACACCUCUUGGCAGCAACUCACCAAAAUAUCAUAGCCAUCACGAAAGAAAUCGAAAGCACGAAGACGAAAAAUGAAAUAAGGGUCAUUUUGCCACCGGAAUUUGACAAAGACUUGACGCCAGACGAGGCGCGGCAAAAAAUGGAGCGCGCCAUACGGCUGGCCGCGAGACUACUUCUCAUAAUAGAUAUAGGGCCAUUGCCCGCUAAUGCAUAUUCUGGGCGAUCCCCCUUGCUUUGGAACCAGCGCUCACUGAAAGACUGCAUGCAACAAUUUUUCGCACCUCCGCCACAGAAGUAUUCUAGGGAAUUGAAGCUUCAGCCGUUGUUCACGGGGAGAAACCUUGUUCGCAUGGCAGGAAUAGAAAUCGCAUGGACGGAUAAUCUGACCGACCAUCUGCUUCUCAUUGAUGGCGAUCAGCGAGUUUGUAUCUUCCAUCAUGCGUCAUUUCUCAAUCAGCUUCUACCAGAUGGGCUGGCACAAGAAACAAUCGGCAAUCUUGCGCUGCUAUUUCCACAAUCUGAUCCGAAGACGCGACGCUCUGUCUCCGGGGAUGUUCAACUCGAUCUCCAACUGGCUUUCGAUGAAUCUCGUCCGGCAACGAUUUUGCAGUGGUGGCAUGAUCGCAGGGAUGGCGUCCAGUGGUACAUUUUCUGGGUUGCUAUUGUAGUUUUGAUGCUUACUAUCUUUUUUGGCCUAGUCCAAAGUAUUGAGGGAGCGAUAUAG
This is a messenger RNA of Bipolaris sorokiniana ND90Pr, 900 nucleotides long. RefSeq lists its product as uncharacterized. The coding region runs from base 1 to 900 and encodes 299 amino acids. The transcript is spliced from 3 exons. NCBI's taxonomy places the organism in Eukaryota, Fungi, Ascomycota, Dothideomycetes, Pleosporales, Pleosporaceae. The record is from RefSeq and is a predicted model, not a curated record.